Miscanthus lutarioriparius is the source of this 1578-nucleotide messenger RNA. Lineage: Eukaryota; Viridiplantae; Streptophyta; Magnoliopsida; Poales; Poaceae. The record is from the annotation of a GenBank genome assembly.
AUGGUGUCGCUACUGGAGAUUUUCCUUUCUGCGAUACUAGGCGACCUAGCCACAAGAUCCAUAGAUUUCUUCGUCAGCAGGCGUCCCAAGCCUCCAGCACCGGAGGAUCGCCUCCAGAGCGUCCUGCUCCGGGCGCAGGUCAUCGUCGACGAGGCCAUGGGGCGGCGGCAAAUCACGAACCGAGCCAUGCUCCAGCAGCUGGACGCGCUGGUUGACGCCGUGCACCGAGGCCACUAUGCCCUCGACACCUUCAGAUGCCAAACGAGUUGUCUUCACCAAGAGGAGGCGUCAUCCAGCAAUGGACGGAUCAUCGUUGUUAGGGCCGGCGGCUCGCCGGACCUAGGAUCUCGCCGGCUCCGGCGAUGCCCGGAGCGCGGUCACCAGGAACUUUCAACCAGUAGAGAGAUUUCAGAAGAAAUGCAGGAGGUGCUUGACCGUCUGAGCGCCAUGAUCGUCGAUGCCCAUGAGCUAGUCCUGUUCUUGGCGAACGACAACAGUCGUGGCAUUGACCGCCAGCCUUACAGCAUGUAUCUCCUGCUGGGCAACUGCAUGUUUGGUCGCCAGAUUGAAGCACAGCUUGUCAUCGACUUCCUGUUGUAUGCACAACAUUCUGGUGCCGAAGAACCAGCGGUGCUGCCGAUCGUCGGUUCCUUCAGGGUCGGCAUGAGCACGCUAGUGGCCCAUGUCUGCAAGGAUGAAAGAGUCCGUGGUCAUUUCUCAGAAACCGUGUUCUUGAGCGACCAUGACUUUCAAUAUGAUGGGCUAGCAGCUUUCAGAGAAGGAUUAUGUGCAAUGAGACAGCAAGAUUGCGGCACGUCACAUUAUUCUUCCAACAAAGAUGGGGCGACAAGGAGAUUGCUUCUUGUUGUGGAGGUAGGUGGGGAUCUGGACGAAGAUGUGUGGAACAGGCUGUACUCUGCAUCUAAACAUUGGAUGCCCAGAGGUAGCAAGAUCAUACUUACAAGCCGUUCUGACAAGAUCGCAAAGCUUGGAACAACACAGGCUCUAAAUCUGAAGCCCCUGUCGCAUGAGGCCUACUGGUAUUUCUUCAGGACGCUCGCGUUCGGGAGCGCAGACCCCAUGUCACACCCAAGGCAGCUCACCAACCUGGCAAUGGAGAUUGCAGCGACGUUGAACGGGAGCAUGAUCAUCGCCAACGUAUCCGCCCGCAUGCUGAGGGACAGCUUCAGCGUCCAAUUCUGGAGGAAGGUUGCGACGUUCAUGAGGUCGCAGUUCCAGAGACAUGUGUCCAAGUUUGGUGAGCACCCAUACGACCUGCUGAACCAGAACAAACCAGUAUAUUUCGGGAGGAUAAACAGGAGGUUUGAGCAGGUGGUUGCUUACCAUCAGUAUCAUCGGCACUCUUCACAGCAGGAUCAUCAUCAGGUUCCCAAGAUCACUUUGCACGAUGUGACUUAUGGAGACGCAAAGCUUCCUGGGAGAUUUGAAGCCCUGGCAUGGAAGUCUCCCAUACCACCCUAUUAUAGCUAUGUCUAUGCUUGUGAGAUUCAGGAGCUGAAAUCUUCUACAGGAAACAAGAGGAAGCGAUCCGCAAAAUACGGCGGCGCACUUCCAUAG